Molecule: messenger RNA, 342 nt
Organism: Notothenia coriiceps (black rockcod)
Lineage: Eukaryota; Metazoa; Chordata; Actinopteri; Perciformes; Nototheniidae
Product: electrogenic sodium bicarbonate cotransporter 4-like
Exons: 2
Biological process (GO): monoatomic anion transport; transmembrane transport; regulation of intracellular pH
Cellular component (GO): plasma membrane
Molecular function (GO): sodium:bicarbonate symporter activity; solute:inorganic anion antiporter activity
Source: RefSeq, a predicted model, not a curated record
UUCUGGGAGCGGAUCAAGCUGUACAUGAUGCCCCCCAAACACCAGCCGGACUUCUCCUUCCUGCGCCACGUCCCCCUGAGACGAGUUCACCUCUUCACUCUGGUUCAGAUCAUCUGCCUCGCCGUGCUCUGGAUCCUCAAGUCCACCUUCCUCGCCAUCAUCUUCCCCGUCAUGAUCCUGGGUCUGAUGGUGGUGCGGAAGCUUCUGGAUCUCAUGUUCUCUCAGCACGACCUCGCCUGGAUGGACGACCUCCUGCCCGACAAAGACAAGAAGAAGGACGACGACAAGAAGAAGAAGAAGAAGAAGAAGACGGUGGUGGAGCAGCCCGACAGCGACGAGGAG